Microplitis mediator is the source of this 3991-nucleotide messenger RNA. RefSeq lists its product as uncharacterized. Gene Ontology annotation, biological process: microtubule-based movement. The transcript is spliced from 4 exons. The record is from RefSeq and is a predicted model, not a curated record. NCBI's taxonomy places the organism in Eukaryota, Metazoa, Arthropoda, Insecta, Hymenoptera, Braconidae. Gene Ontology annotation, molecular function: microtubule binding; ATP binding; microtubule motor activity. Bases 224 to 2626 code for a protein of 800 amino acids.
UUGUGCAUUGAUUUUGUGCAUUGGUUUUGUGCAUUGAUUUUGUGCAUUGGUUUUGUGCAUUGAUUUUGUGCAUUAAUUUUGUGCAUUGAUUUUGUGCAUUGAUUUUGUGCAUUGAUUUUCUGCAUUGAUUUUGUGCAUUGAUUUUCUGCAUUGAUUUUGUGCAUUGAUUUUGUGCAUUAAUUUUGUGCAUUAAUUUUGAGUAAUUUUUUUGGCGACAUUCAAAAUGGCGACAGCAACAGACAAUCAAGUUCUGAAAAUCGUCUUUCAGACGUUUGAAAAUGGUUUUACGGCUAAGGAUGCAACAGCGGUGAAAAUUUCAGACAAAAAAGUCAAAUGGCGAAAUAUCGUCUUGAAUGUGGACGCAGUGACCACCUCACCAGAGGCAACUAUGGCCGCGAUUAAUGAAGAGAAGAAGGAGGGAGUUGCUCCUCUCAUUUUAUUAUAUGGGAGAAGCCCGUCCGGCAAAUCUGCGACGGUCUUCGGGCGACCAGGAGUUCAGUUUCGGGGCCUGGCGUAUGAAUGGUUUGGGGCAGAAGUGACCGUCGGAGUUGAGGUCAUGGAAUAUCGAGACAAUUUGUACCGGGACCUCGUCCUUGGCGGCGACUGGUUUCAACGCCCAGUCCAAAAUCUGGCGGUGUCUACUUUGGAGAAUUUGCCUACCAUUAUUGAAAGAAGGGCAACGGCCAAGACCGGCUGGAAUUCCAAGUCAUCCCGGAGCUUUAUCUCUAUCACUUUGUUCGAUGAACAAAAUGAAGAAAGCCGUGUUACUAUCAUAGACAUGCCGGGGACUGAAAACAGGACGGCACUUGACGGACAAGGUUAUUCGAAAGACGAAAUGGACAGAUUAAAAUUAAAUUCUACAUUUAUAAUGAAAACACUGAACUCAUUCAAUGACAUUAUUUCAACUCGAAAUAAUACUUGUGGUGGUAGCCACCUGUUUACGCCAAUGGCCGACAGAAUAGUAAACUCGACGGAAUUUAAAAACGUUUUUUUAAUUGCUUGUGCCGCUGGUCCCCUAACCGAUAGAAACAGCAAGGAAAUCUUCUAUUUCCUUGCUAAGAUAAAAGAUGUACCUGAUGACUAUGUGCUGGGAAGUUCUCGAGCUCCCCUAGCUUCGGCUUCUAUGGCGGGAACUUCUCUCGCGGCUCCCGUUCAGCUAAGUUUUCGGCGUUCGCCUGUUGAUCAGUUACGUUCAUUGAAUGAUAAACUGAAAGCAGAGCUGGACGCAGUUAAAAAAAACUAUGCUGAAGCAAAUGAACGGAUUGCGGAGUUAACUCGGCAGAAUGUUGCGUUAACUCAACAAAAUGUUGAGUUAACUCAACAACAUGUUGAAUUAACUCAACAAAAUGUUGAUUUGUCUCAGCAAGUUGCUGAGCUGAUCGAAACGAGGAAUGGACUUCAGCAGAUCAUCAUUCAGUUGAAUGAUGACCGGGCUGAAGUAAAACGAUUAUUUGAUGAGCUGAAGCAACAACAACUUGAAACUGAAAGAAAUCUUCAGGAGCAAACUGCGAAUGCAAGAAAUCUUCAGUUUCAAAUUGAUGAGCUAAGGAGGCGCAGUAAUCGCCGUUCCUCGAUUUCUGUGGUGGCGCGAAGAAGUUCUUCAAGUAGUGCACAUAGUCAUCCUGACAGUCACGAACAAAACAGCGACGUACCAGACAGUAGUAAUGGGGCUAGCGAUGAUGAAAAUAAUACUGACCACGAAACUGACACAAACGAACGAACUGACGCUGAUGACCACAUUGACAGUGACAAUGACAGGGCUAGUCAUGGUAGUACCGCGGCUGCUAAUUUACCUGGAAGUGAUGGAGAUGAAGAAGAAGAUGACAACGACGCACGCGCUGGUAUCGACGCACGCGCUGGUAACGACGCACGCGCUGAUGACGCACGCGCUGAUAACGACGCACGCGCUGGUAACGACGCACGCUCUGAUAACGACGCACGCGCUGGUAACGACGCACGCGCUGGUAACGAUGACGACGCCGGGAAUGAUGAUCGUAGAGCCAGUAACUCUGAUGAAGGCAAUGGUGGUGAUGAAGGCAAUGGUGGUAAUGAUGGUGGUGAUGAUGGUGGAGACGGUGGUGGAGAUGGAGGUGGUGAUGAUGGUAGUAAUGAUGGUGGUGAUGAUGGGGGUGAUGCUGCUGAUGUCGAAGGUUAUUUGGAGAACCAUGAUUGGAAAGCAGAAUUUGAGGACCCAGCUAAUACCGCGAUGGGUAUUCGGGGCUUGAAAGUACCUGCUUUUGAAAUAGACAAAAGUUACUUUCAAGUCGCCGAUAGGGCCACAUUUUCUGCUUUCCAGUGGGAACAAAUAAUCAUCGACAUCGGCAACGGAAAGUAUCACUGCACUAUUUGCAAUACAGACGAGCGUGUCAGCAAUUUGAAAGUACAUGUGCUGGAAAAGCAUUGCAACAAUCGUCUGUAUUGCAAAAAGUGUAAAUUGCCCAUUGCUGGAAUCAGGCACAUUGCUUAUCAUCAGAGAGCAUGCAAAGGCGUAGUACACAUUUGCACUAGGUGCGGGGAGAGUUUCGGCGCCAAAAAUUUGGCAUUAUUCCACCACCAUAAGUGUACGCCUCAUCUCCCCGUACCUAAAAAACUACAAUACCGGCGUCGUGAUCGUUUACCACGUUAAAAUGUCAUGUAGUAUAUCAAGAAAAUAUUUUUGAAGACAAAAGUUUUCGGGAACCAAGUCAAGAUUUUCUUGAGCCAAAAGAAUUCGUCUUGGUUGGAGAAGAUUUCUACUUUAUCUGAGAAAAUUUAGGUCUCCAAAAAAAUUUUCUUGAAUCAAGAAUAUUUACCUUCAGUUAAGAAUAUUUUUUUUGUUUGUAUAAAUACUUGCGUACUUGCGUGUCCCAGCGGUGUUAUGUUAUUUGCGGUAGAUAUUUACGAAUCUUCAAUUAUUAUCUGUGAACACUUGGGAUUUACUGUGACAUUAUUGUUUGUUUUAUUUAUUAUUUUUGCGGUAAAUAUCUACACGUAUGUGAUUAUUAUUUGCGAGCAUUCUUUAUUAUUUUGAGUUAAAUAUUUUACAAUUUUUUAUACAUCAUUAGUGAUUCUUUAUUAUUUUUGCGUUAAAUAUUUAAUAUUAUCAUCAGUGAUCAAUUAUUAUUUGUGAUAAAUAUUUACAUUGAUGUGAUUAUUAUUUGUGAUCAUUUCUUAUUAUUUGCGUUGAUUAUUUACAAUUAUUGGAUUAUUAUUUGUGAUCAUUUCUUAUUAUUUGCGUUGAUUAUUUACAAUUAUUGGAUUAUUAUUUGUGAUCAUUUCUUAUUAUUUGCGUUGAUUAUUUACAAUUAUUGGAUUAUUAUUUGUAAUCACUGGUGAUUUAGUGCGAAAAUACUAUUUGUGAGAAUUCAUUGUUUUGCUGUAACUAUUUGUUAUUAUUAUCAGCGCUUAUUUAUUAUUUGCGGUAAAUAGUUACCAAUGAUUAAAGUAUUAAAUUAUUUAUGCGUAUUAUCUAAUUAUAAUUUGUGGUAAAAUUAUAUUUGUGUGCACAACAUUAUUAUUUAUAUUUAUUUACAUUUAUUUGCUAUCACGUGCGAGUGAUACCAAGCUGUACAAUUAUUAGAAGUAUUAAUUUUGCGUCAUGUGACCAUUGGUUAAGCGUUUUAACGGCUAUUUUGCACACACCACACUCCGCCGUGGGUUGUGGAAAAUAGUAGUGAACAUUAUAAUGUAUAAACACUAUAUAUGUUGAUUUUGAUAGAUCCUUUUUUACUCUAUACGCUAAUUAUUAUUAUUGUUAUUAUCAAAACAGUUAUAUAUUUAUGGAUUUAUUUGUAUAUUUUUUUAUUUAUUAAAUACUUAAUUAUUAAAUAAUUCUCUGAGAAAUAUAAAAUUUUGUUUAAACUUGGGCAUUAAUACUGUGAUUCGAAAUUAAUUCAGAUUCCGUGAUAAAUUUGUUAUAUUUAUCAGUAAAAAUUGAAUCACUUUUCAUAUCAUUUUAUUGAACUAAAUGUUUAGUGAAAAACAUAUAUGUUAACAUAAAUAACAAAUAAAU